CCCAAAGGGAAUUUGCGCCUAAGAAACCCUCGCGAUCUGUACUUGAGUUGUAUUGAAGCCGGAACGGAGAUGGAAUCUACCGGAGCAGCAGCCUCUGGCGGCAAUGGUACGCUCAAUCCCCAACACAACGACGCUUCGCCGGCUGAAUCAACUGUCAUGGCAACCACUUCGUCGUCUGACGAUCCCAAGCAAAACCUAAACCAAGUCAUAAAUUCAAUUCAGAAAUCGCUAGGAAUUAUCCAUCAGCUCUACCUCACCGUCUCUUCCUUCAACGUUUCCUCUCAGCUCCCCCUCCUCCAACGCCUAAACACACUUGUUUUGGAGAUGGAUAAUAUGACAAAAUUGUCGGAGAAGUGUAACAUACAGGUUCCGAUGGAAGUCUUAAAUUUGAUAGAUGAUGGAAAGAAUCCGGAUGAAUUCACCAGGGAAGUUUUAAAUAGUUGCAUUGCUAAAAACCAGAUAACUAAAGGCAAAACUGAUGCCUUCAAGGGUUUGCGGAGGCAUCUUCUGGAAGAACUUGAACAAGCAUUUCCUGAUGAAGUCGAAGAUUAUAGGGAGAUUCGUGCAUCUUCUGCAGCUGAAUCUGUACGCCUUGCACAAGCACAAAGCAUAUUGCCAAAUGGAGAUGUGAAGAUCAAGCCUGAGAUAUAGAGCCGAUGUCAUACUUSUUGUUAAACCAGAUUAUGUAGUUCACCAUACUUGCCUUGUCUGUAAUACCUCGUGUUAAACUAUGUAAAACAGUCAGAUUCAGUAAAGCAUAAAAAUUCUAUGUUCUUGACUUUAUGUUGGUGGCAUAUUCGUGCAUAUUUAUAGAUUUUUCUGUUUCUGUUGGUU
Molecule: messenger RNA, 834 nt
Organism: Cynara cardunculus var. scolymus (artichoke)
Lineage: Eukaryota; Viridiplantae; Streptophyta; Magnoliopsida; Asterales; Asteraceae
Product: mediator of RNA polymerase II transcription subunit 10b-like
Exons: 5
Coding region: 70-651 (193 amino acids)
Biological process (GO): positive regulation of transcription by RNA polymerase II
Cellular component (GO): chromatin; mediator complex
Molecular function (GO): transcription coregulator activity
Source: RefSeq, a predicted model, not a curated record